UACGUCAAUCCACCUGACCCGUCAGACUUUUCUCCUGACACUACAGAAUUACAGAAUUGCCCGUGGCCCCCCUGCCUCAUUUCCCUGAAAAACAAGUCUGCCCUUUUACCGAAAAUUAAGUCUGGCCCAUUGUUGUUCCCGCCGAACUUCUGCAUUAUUAUCAAAAAUAUGCUGCGUUGACAAAACUGUUGUUAAAAUGUGCUCCAGAGAACUUCUUGUACUCUUCCCUGUCAUGUAUCACACAGAAGACAUGUCUCGUGGACCAAUCUCCCAAUCUCCCUUUAUACAAGCACAAUGACUUUAAAGGAGUAGAAGCGAAGCUGAACUUCAUUCCAGGAUGAAGAUCCUCCUCCUUAUCACCCUGUACUUUAUCUCAGGUCCAGUGGGUCACUCUGAUGUGAUUGGAUACUUAGGUGGACGUGUUAUGAUACUCUCAGAUCUGCAAUGGGAUUUAGGAGAUACUAAAUCUAUUCAUAAACUAGAACAAAGUCAUUGGGAUUAUAUAAUAAACAAAAGCUCCAACAGAAGUUAUGUUUAUACAGAGAGAUUAAUGUUGUUUAGAAAUGAUCAAGGUUUACUGAGAGUGUUGAUCACAAACUUGAAGGAACAGGACGCAGGAACAUACAGGAUUGGAGUUGGCAAUCACAGCAGUUUCAACGUGACACUGGAUGUACGAAAAGAUCCUAAUUGCACGGAGCCAAAAACAACAAGCUUUAACAAAGGACAAAAUAUCAGCAUCGUCUGUAAAUAUCCUCUGGAGUUUAAAGAAUUUAACAAGUAUAUUUACAAAGAGGAUCAUGACAAUCUCGUUAAAGAUGUUCGGGCUAUUAUACCAAAGUUUUCAAAGACCAGAUUUUUACUUUCUUAUGAUGGAAGUGCUAAAGUUCUCAGUUUGAACAUCACUGACAUGAGAGAAGCUGAUGCAGGAGUUUAUUUAUGUGGUGUGAUGAACAAAGAGCAGCACGUGCUGUAUUACUCCUUCUUCCAACAGAUUCAGUUACGUACUACAGAUCCUGAAUCUGUCAUCAUCAGUGUGUGUGUCUGUGUGGCUCUGCUGCUGUGUGGAGGAUUUGCCCUGAUGCUCUACAUACUGAUAUACAAAAGAACACAAGACUCUCCAUGUUCAUCCAAGAGGAGGCUCAUAGACAAUAUACAGAUUUAUGAGAACGACCUGGCUAACAUACAUGUGUAUGUAAACACAUUAACAAGCCAGUCAGAUUCAAGGUACCAAAGACUGGAUCCCCUCACCAACCAAUCCGAUACAGGCUAUGCGUCUCUGACUAACAUCGCCGACCGAUCACAUUCACACUACCAGUGUCUGAAUCCUAGAACUCUGACUAACUCUAUUUACCACACUCUUCAGUUUUAGUGUUUAUUCUAUCAUUUAUUCUUUUUAUUCCCAUUAUGAUACUUGAUUUUGAUCUCCUAGUACAAGAUUUUUUCUAUACCACUAUUUAGAAACCUAUCUCAUUAUCCAAAGAUCAGUUAUAACACCUGAAAGUCUUUUAGUAAUUGACUGUAUGCUUCAUAGAUGUUAGUAUUGUAAGUGAAAUCACACAGUAAGUGAAAUUUGAUUGUAAAUUGAUCUAAAGACAAAAACAAAAACAACAACGACAGGUAAAUUGUCUACUUUAAUAAUGUCAGUUUUAAAUCCUUUCUCUGUGGAUAUUACACUGAUCUAAGCUUCAUGCUAUUCUCCUAGGAACUAAGGUUAAUAUGGCUGGUUCUUAUACUGUAUAACAUUAUGUAUAUUAAUAAUGUGUGUAAUAUACGCUAUGUGCUUGUUCUGUCCCUGUGUAAAGAGUGUGUAAUUAAAAUGCAUUGUGUGUUGGA
Tachysurus fulvidraco (yellow catfish) is the source of this 1833-nucleotide messenger RNA. RefSeq lists its product as uncharacterized. The transcript is spliced from 7 exons. Lineage: Eukaryota; Metazoa; Chordata; Actinopteri; Siluriformes; Bagridae. The record is from RefSeq and is a predicted model, not a curated record. Bases 338 to 1369 code for a protein of 343 amino acids.